Messenger RNA from Fulvia fulva, 114 nucleotides. RefSeq lists its product as uncharacterized. Bases 1 to 114 code for a protein of 37 amino acids. The transcript has 4 exons. NCBI's taxonomy places the organism in Eukaryota, Fungi, Ascomycota, Dothideomycetes, Mycosphaerellales, Mycosphaerellaceae. The record is from RefSeq and is a predicted model, not a curated record.
AUGCUAGAGAACGGUACUAGUACCGACUACAUCUUCUUCUUUCCGGACGCUAGCCGUCUCGGACCCCGCCGUACCUCUAAGGACGCUCCGCCCGCUCUAGUCCUAGCCGUCUAG